AUGAUUCAGAAAACUCGCGAAGUAGUGCAAGGUAACCAAGAGAAGAAACACAAGAUACGACGAAGUGUAAAUGUGAAACAAGACAAAGAGCAAUUCUUUGUUACUAUCAAGUACAGGUCUAAGAAAAAGAGAGAUCUACCUUAUAAGGGAGUACUUGGCUACCCAGAUUGUAUUAUAAAUGACACAGAUCCAACCAAGGAGGAAAGAGAAAAGUUUGAGAGAUUUCGAAUAGAAGGUAUGGCAUUACGAAAUCAGGUGAAUUGUGAAAACUCAAAAAGUGUUCAUGAAGAGGUAAGAGUUGAUGCAUCGAGCGAGCAAAAGAAAGAAUCAACCCCUUCUUCUGUUGCCUUGAACAAAUCAAAAAUCAAAAAAAUAAUGUUUAGGGAUCAUGAGAUAGAGACGUGGUAUAUUGCACCAUAUCCAGAAGAAUUCUCGCAAUGUGAAACUUUAUACAUUUGUGAGUUUUGUUUAAAGUACAUGAACUCACCUGUCUCGUACAAGCGACACCAGUUAAAGAAUUGCAAUUUUUCAAACCACCACCCACCAGGUACCGAAAUCUAUAGGGAUGCAAAUGUAUCAAUUUGGGAAGUUGACGGGCGAAAAAAUAUAAACUAUUGUCAAAACAUUUGCCUUUUGGCAAAACUUUUUUUGAAUUCAAAAACGUUGUAUUAUGAUGUCGAGCCAUUCGUGUUUUAUGUUUUAACAGAAAGAGAUCAUGCUAUCCCAACAAAACAUCACUUUGUGGGGUAUUUUUCGAAAGAAAAGUUGAAUAACCUGGAUUACAAUGUCUCUUGUAUUUUAACUUUGCCUAUAUAUCAGAGAAAGGGAUAUGGUCACUUGCUUAUCGACUUUAGCUACUUGUUAACGCGGAAUGAGUUCAAGUUUGGCACUCCGGAAAAGCCAUUGAGUGAUUUGGGAUUAUUGAGUUAUCGAAAUUAUUGGAAAAUUACCAUUGCUUACAAGCUACGGGAACUAUAUGACAAGUACAAAAAUCUGAGUCAACUCGAUAUUUCACUAAGUGUGUUGUGCAAAAUGACUGGUAUGACUCCAGCAAAUGUGGUUGUGGCUCUAGAGCAACUUUGUGCUCUUUAUGAAAAGCAAGAUGGAGAUGAGAUUAAAUUUGCAAUCGUGGUAAACUGGGACUUGAUAACUGAGGUCAUCACCAAGUGGGAAGCAAAGUCUUAUGCGCGGUUAGACUACUCCAAACUUUUAUGGAAGCCAAUGCUUUUUGGUCCAAGUGGUGGAAUCAACUCUGCACCGGCAUUAAUGAACGGCGGGAAAUUGAAUACUCUUCAUAAUAGUGUUUCACAGGUUGCUGAUUUUUUGAAGGACGACAUUUACAACCCAUACUCUUUUGUGGAAGAGGCGUGGAAGGAAAUUGCAAUGUACGCAGAUACAACUAAAGGGGGCAGAACUCAAGAAAUUGAAGGUUUCAUCGAAUGCAGACCUAAUAGUUUCCAAAUUAAAAUGAAGCCAAAGAAAAGAUCCAAAGAAGACGUUGAAGUCGACUUGGAUGCCGUCGCUGACAUUUUUGAGUCAGACGAUGCCUCAAAGUCAGAUGGCUACGACGAAUCCAGCUUUGUGGACAAUGAUUUUGAGUCAGGGGAAGAGGACGACGUAGAUAACGACAGUCCGGAUCUUGAUGAGUCGCUACCGGUGAUCUCAUCAGACUCUGAAUCAGAUUCGUACAUUGAGGAGGAAGAAGUGUAUAAGCAUCUAGCCAGAACCAGUGUUCCAAAGAGAUCUUCGCCUCUGAAAAGGAAAACCAUAAACGUAUUGAAAGGUGAUGACAGACCUCGAGGUAGAGGGCGACCGAAAGGAACAUUCAAGUUACCGCGAUCAAAGAACUUUAUCUCCAAAUCUUUAUCUCAAUCUAGAAGGUUUAGACAUCGCUGA
Messenger RNA from Lodderomyces parapsilosis, 1896 nucleotides. It is a transcript of the gene SAS3, whose product is annotated as Sas3p. The transcript has a single exon. Gene Ontology annotation, molecular function: histone acetyltransferase activity. The record is from RefSeq and is a predicted model, not a curated record. Bases 1 to 1896 code for a protein of 631 amino acids. Lineage: Eukaryota; Fungi; Ascomycota; Pichiomycetes; Serinales; Debaryomycetaceae. Gene Ontology annotation, biological process: regulation of DNA-templated transcription.